AUGCCACUGAGGAAUGGCAGCAAGGCGUCAACUACUUGUAAGGAUUUUCUGAAAGGUAAGUGUCAUUGGGGAGCAUCAUGCAGAUAUCCCCACUAUGGUGCUUCUGGUGAUGAAUAUGAGAGAGGCAAUAAAAAUUCAUCCUUUGGUCAUGAUGGCAAGCGCCAACCUAGCCGCAAGAUCCCUUGCAAAUAUUUUAUGAUGGGUAAAUGCCAUCGGGCUGAUUGCAGGUUUUUCCAUGAUGGUUCAACAUCUGGAAAUUUUGAACGGAGGUCACAUGAUGAAAGAUGGGGCCACAAUUUGGAUGACAAGGACAAAUCAUGGAAUGGUCCAACAUCAGAUGAUGCGACUCAUGAUGGUCCAACAGCAGGCACCCUUGAAGGAAGAUUGUGUGAUGACAGAGUGGUCCUCAAUUUGGAUCACAAUAGCAUAUCAUGCAAUGGUCCACCAUGGGAUGAUGUGAAAGGUGUCUCAAACAAUUCAAGGUCCACUGCUCGGGGUGACAGUUAUGCUGGGAAAAUGAAUGUUUCUGAUUCAGCAAGUGCUGAGAAGCAGACUAGAGAUAGCUGGGGCCACACAUUGGAGAAUGAUAGUGAGGCUGCUGAGAGAGCUGAAUACUUUUCUCCUCACCUGAGGAGGGGUAGUAAUGGUGCACACAUGAGUACUACUGAAUUCAGGAGUAUGGAAGAAUCCAUUGGUAGAGAAGCGACCCAAUUGAUUUCCUCAGGUCCACAAUUGCAAACUCUGGAUACAAAUGUCCAGGAAACUAAAACAAUACAAGAAGCUUUAGGCCACCAGCUAGCUAUCACAGUCAUGCAGCAAAUGGUGUCUGAAAAUUCUUUUGUUCAGGAGCAUAGGGGUGAGGGAGAAGAUCAUGUUGCAAUAACCGAUGGUUGUAAUGGAUUGAACGAGGUAAAGGUCACUGGAAAUACCAUGCUACUGGAUUUUGUGUCUGGGCAGGGUUUCGAUCGGAAUGUUGACAGUAGUUGCUCUCAACCUUGCUCAAGUUUUAGUGCAACUGAUCAAAGUCGGCCAAAUUUCGUCCUAAACUCCUCGAAUGGGCAUAGUAUCAACCUGAAUGGGACGCUGCAAUAUAUUCACUCUCCUUUGAAUCCACAAAAUCAGACACUGAUUCGUCAAGGAGCUGUUAAAACACCAGAGAUGCUGGAAUUUGAAGUCCCACCAGUAACCUCUGAAGUACGUCAGAAUGUUGCAACUAGUGAGCAGAUUGCUCAAAUAGCCAACCUUUCAGCAUCUCUGACUCGGAGAUUUGGAAAUGAGCAACAAUUUUCUCAACCACAAGCGGUGUUAUAUCCCCCCAACUCCACAAGUAUGGUGCCUUCUCUUCCCAAUAAUGCGUGCCAUGUUCCUCCUCUCAGCACAGUGAACCCAGCAACACCGUCACAAGAGUUGUAUGAUCCUAUGAAUGAUGGUUUGGAGCCCAGCAAGCCUGGCAACAGUAACCAACCACCUGGAUUUUUGUCCAGUUCUCAUGAACAGAAAAGUCAAAUGCCCUUGGAAGGCUUAUCUCUGUUGUCCUCUAUUGAUCCUGCCUCCAGUAAACUCCACCAGGAUGACGGUAUGGAGGAAGUACAUCAUGGGAGUCCAAAGUUGGAGCAGCAACAGCCAGUUGCAAUAUCAGAAUUCAACAAAGACGGUGACUUAGUAGCUGAGAAUUGCAAACAAGAGCAGGAAAAUAUUCAUUCAGCAAACAUGGAUGCGGAUGGCAGGGUUGAUGGGGGCGAUAACAACAAGGAUGAAAAGGAGAUGCGGUUGUUCAAAAUUGCACUCGUGGAGUUUGUCAAGGAGAUUCUCAAACCCACGUGGAAAGAAGGUAAGAUGAGCAGAGAAGUUCACAAAACUAUUGUAAAGAAGGUGGUUGAUAAAGUGACCAGUACCAUUCAAGGAGUUCACAUCCCGAAGACACAAGAUAAAAUUAAUCAGUAUCUGUCAUUUUCUCAACCCAAGAUUACAAAGCUUGUACAGGCAUAUGUGGAGAGGCUUCUAAAAAGUUAG
Messenger RNA from Ilex paraguariensis (yerba mate), 2013 nucleotides. Lineage: Eukaryota; Viridiplantae; Streptophyta; Magnoliopsida; Aquifoliales; Aquifoliaceae. The record is from the annotation of a GenBank genome assembly.